GUGCUUUAUACGGGCUAUAUAUAGGGAAUCGUGGAAAGGAUUUCACAGAGAAUCAUCCAGGCUUGUGUAAUGUCUUGCAUUCUCAAGAACCAAACACAAAGAAAUUUAUUUGAUUCAUUGAAGCUUACAAACAUAUUUGUUUCCUCAAGGUCGCUGUAUAUGCUUAUAGCUUUGAGGAGACCUGCAGUACUCCAUAUUCAUCCCAGUAUGUCUCGUUGCUGUAAAACUGGAAGACCACCCGGUUUAAAAGGAAAGGAGAUUGGCCUCUGGCAUGCUGCACAAUCAAAGAGUCGACGUGAACGUCAACCUAAUUUGGCUUCUAUGUCUCUUGUUGGAAUGAAUUUGUCAAGAGUUCAAUCAGUAGUACAAGAGUGUGUGGAGCUUGGCAUUAAAUCGUCUACAGUCAAUAAUAAGCAAGUUUCGUGUGCGCAAAAAUCUUCAACUGUCCUCGCAACGAAAAAAAUUUCAGAGGAUGAAGAAGAAGUAGAAGCUGUAUUUGAAGAAAUCCAAGAUUCAUUCGAUAUUCCAAUCGACCAAUGCUCGGAUCCAGAUCAGAUGAUGCUCAUAGGGGGAAGCUUGGCCAAAAAUAUAUCCAUAGAUAACGAGCUCAUUCAGUCGAUGAAAGAUUGCAGGAAUUCUCAAAUGUAUAUGAAAAUGUUAGAAUCUAGACGUAGACUUCCGGCGUACCAAAUAAAAGAGGAUGUCGUUUCAACUGUACAAAACAACCAGGUUGUAAUAAUAAGUGGUGAAACAGGUUGCGGAAAGACAACUCAAGUCCCACAAUUCAUUUUAGAAGAUCAAGUCCUAAAGGGGAAUGGAUCUGUCACACGCAUUGUUGUUACACAACCACGACGUAUCAGUGCAAUUUCAGUUGCUGAACGUGUUGCAGCUGAAAGGGGUGAAUCAAUAGGAUCUUCUGUAGGCUAUCAGAUUCGUUUGGAACGUCGAUAUCCUCAGCGUCCUCAUGGUUCAAUUCUUUUUUGUACAACAGGAAUUAUUCUUCAAUGGUUUCGUUCUGAUCCACUGUUAAAAAAUAUCAGCCAUAUUAUUGUCGAUGAAGUGCAUGAACGUGAAUUCUUAUGCGAUUUCCUACUGUGUAUGCUGAAACGAAUAGCUCCUCUUCGUCCGGAUCUCCGGAUAAUUCUUAUGUCAGCAACAAUUAAUGCAGAUAGAUUCUCUGAGUAUUUUAAUAACUGUCCAAAAUUCGAAAUUCCUGGUAAAACAUUUCCAGUCAAAACUUACUACUUAGAAGAUAUUUUGAAAGAAACAAAAUUCUGGUUGCCAAACACUGCUAUGAAUAAACUUAAGCGUAACCAAGCGUCUACAUUAAAACAACGUCUUCUUAAAUCGAAUAUUCCUAAGAAAGAGGCUCUCAAACGGUCCUAUGGAAAAACUCCUGAGUUCUCUCGAUGGUUGCAAUCUUUAAAUGGGCUGUCUUCAAAUGCAAUAGAAAUCUUACGUAGUGUCGGUGAGGAUAGUUAUCCAGAAACUGAUCUCAUCGCUCAUUCCAUUGAACAUAUUCUGCAGAAUACUGAAUGGGGUGCAAUACUUGCUUUUGUUCCAGGUCUUUCUGAUAUAAAAGGGACAAUCAGAGGUCUACGUGAACUGAAUCCAAGAAGAUAUGAUGACAGUUAUGGAAGUGUACGGAUUUAUCCUUUACAUUCCAGACUCCCUACAUCUAGUGAUCGUUCAUUGUUUGAGCCCCCACCAAAAGGCAAACGAAAAGUUAUUAUAUCAACUAAUAUUGCUGAAACAAGUGUAACAAUUGAGGAUGUGGUCUAUGUAAUUGAUUGCGGUCGAAUUAAAGUAACCGAUUACGAUCCAAUACAGAAUACAUGUACACUGACGCCUAUUCUUGUUAGCAAGGCUAAUGCAUCUCAACGUUGUGGAAGAGCUGGCCGUGUACAGCCUGGUAUUUGUUACCAUUUAUUCUCAAGUUAUGUUUACGAUAAUGUGAUGUCAAGUUUUCUACAACCGGAAAUGCUACGUGUUCGUUUAGAAGAUGUAAUUUUGAGAAUAAAGUUAUUAGGUCUUGGACGAGUUAAGCCUUUCUUGACUAGUUGCCUUGAUUCUCCAUCUGAAGACGCUAUAUCACAAACAAUAACUUUCCUCAGACAAAUUCAAGCUUUGAAAGUAACACAGCCGCAGACACGCGGUGACAUUUCACUGCAAAGUCAUGGUAAAAAUCAUAAAGCAAAUCGUAAAUCAUUAAGAGAAUAUACAGAAGCUGUUAAAAAUAAUGUGAAUGCCAAUGGUGUAGACUCUUUGGAUCCAUCUAGUCUUCAGCUAAAUAUAACAGAUGAAGAAGAUGACGAAUUAACUCCACUCGGUGUACAUCUUGCUAACUUUCCACUUGAUCCACAAUGUGCUAAACUCUUAUUAUUCGGAGCUAUGUUUGGUUGUCUAGACCCCGUGUUGUGUGUAGCCGCAUGUCUAACUUACCGGGAUCCAUUCGAAAUACCUUUGGAAAAACAAGAAGAGGCUGAUAAACGUCGAUUAGAAUUAUCACAAAACUCCUUAAGCGAUCACUGGGUGUAUGCCACGGUUAUUCAAAACUAUCAAGGACUAGAUUCACCUUUCGAACGUCGACAGUUCUGUCAAAAAUACUUUCUUAACGAACGUACAAUUAAAGAUAUAAUUCGAUUAAUGCAGGAUUAUGCAUAUUUGCUGUAUGAACGAAAGUAUAUUGCAACGCCCAAACCGAAUGACACGAAUGCAAAUCGUAAUCAAUGGAAUGUCAAUCUUUUCCGAGCUAUAAUGUGUGCGGCAUUAUAUCCAAAUAUCGUUAAAGCGGAUCCAAGAUUCACUAAGGAUGGUCGACCUAAACAACCAACUAUUAUGGCUUGUCCUUCUGAGGGUAGAGCUAGUAUUCAUCCUGCUUCAGUAAACAGUAAACUUCAACCAAAUGAACCAUUAUGGAUGGCUUAUUUUAGAAAAACAAAACUUGAAUUGGGAUCUUGGCCAACAAUAUUUGAUUCAACUGUCAUAUCAUUAAGACCUCUAUUGUUCUUCAGUAGAAAUAUAGAAAUAACAAAGAAUGAUACUGGUCUUUUCACUAUUGAUCAAUGGAUUAAAUUCAAUGGAGAGAUGAAAGUAGUUAACGUACUGAAAGAUUUACGCAAAUGUAUGGAUGGAUUAUUAGAAGAGAAAUUUAAAUGUCCUAGCCUCACUAAUUGGGAUGAAACAAGUAAAGAAGGCCGACUACUUCAAACCAUUGUGGAUUUGUUAACUAGUGAACCUUUACCAGCUAUUAAUUUGCAAAACUCCAAUAGACCUAAAAUUAUUCCCAAGAAAUCGUUAUGAAAGACUCAUCAGUCAUCCGUGCAAUAACUUUUCCUUCUCAGAUAUAUGUUUACAUAUUUCUCUCAAUAACUGUAUCAUUAAUUUUCUCUCCAUUAUGUAUAUACGUAUAUAAAUGGGUGUGAUCAUUUUCUGUCAAAAUAACGAAUGUGUUUGCUAAUUUUUUAAUCAAAUGUCUGAUUGAAACAAACAAGGUACGAAUCACUUGAACUGUGUAGUUGCAUUUGUACGAUACAUUUUAAAUACGCGUACUUGUUGAGCCUAUUUACACAAACAUCAUAUCAUAUUAUUUUACUAUAGUUCCA
Molecule: messenger RNA, 3605 nt
Organism: Trichobilharzia regenti
Lineage: Eukaryota; Metazoa; Platyhelminthes; Trematoda; Strigeidida; Schistosomatidae
Source: the annotation of a GenBank genome assembly